Molecule: messenger RNA, 1138 nt
Organism: Sitodiplosis mosellana (orange wheat blossom midge)
Lineage: Eukaryota; Metazoa; Arthropoda; Insecta; Diptera; Cecidomyiidae
Exons: 5
Coding region: 130-864 (244 amino acids)
Biological process (GO): proteolysis
Molecular function (GO): serine-type endopeptidase activity
Source: RefSeq, a predicted model, not a curated record
UUGUACGUACCCAUUUUUGUGUUGUCUUGCUUUGUAGAAACGUUUCAUCUGAAAAAAGGGUUAUAGUUAGGGAAACUUGAAAACCAAAUUCAAACGAGUGGCAAAAAUAAUUCAAUUGAUUGAAUUGAAAUGAAAAUAUCAAACAUGAAAUUGGCAUUAUUAUCAUUGAUGUUAUAUAUCACCGUUGCAUCAGCAAUAAGAUUCUUAACAAAUCGAGAAUCUCCCCGUGGAAUUGGAUUCAAUGCUCCCAAUCGCGACGAUGUGAAAAUGGUUGCAAUCUUAUUGGGUGAUAAAGAGAAUGGAAAUGCAGUCUCCUGCGGUGGUGCUAUCCUUACAAAAAAAACCAUAUUGACAUCCGCAUAUUGUACAUUUAUUUGUAGAGAUAAAAAUUGUGAGGUUUUCGUUGGAGUGGUAGACGUUCAGAAUGCAGGAAGCUCAAAAAUUAAUGUUAUAGAAGUUAAAAGACAUAAUUCAAUGCAGAGUCGACCACGAGCCAGUGAUCCAAACCUUCCACCUAUUGUUGAUUUGGGUCUUGUUAUAGUGGAUAAAAUACUAGGAUCGCAAUACGUUACAUUUGCUAAACUGCCAGAAGAAGACUUCGGAAAUGGAGCACUAUUGAUGCCUGGAUUGGGAGAUAGAUUUGCAUACUUAGAAAAUUUGCUAGUUGGAUCAUCAAGAGGAGAAGCUUGUCGCGGAAAAGACGAGAUUGAGUACGUUUGCCCGAUUGUCAAAGAUAAGGGUUCUCCAUACCCUUGCAAAGAUUUCGGUUUUCCACUGAUCUCUCGCUCAAUUGUAGUUGGGAUAGCUUCAUUUCAUAGUAGAUGGUGCGAACCAGGUAUGCAACUUGUGAGAGUGAAAAUCUGAGAUUUAUUUUGAAUGUUGACCAUUCAACAGCAAUUUAAUGUGUUAUCUAAAAAUCUGUAGACAAACCUCAGACGAAUAUGUCCUAUAUACGAGUCUAUCCAUAUCUAAGUUGGAUCAAAAGCGGUAUUGUGGAAUAGGACUUUGGUAUUUGCUGCUGAUGACAUUAAACAGUGGCUUGUUUAGAAUUCACAGCCAAAAAUACAUGUUUCGAUAUCAAAUAAUACGAAUGAUUCCAUUUUUGAAGAAAAAAAUAAACAGUUGAAUUGUUCAAAAA